CAAGAUAAGCUUUUCGGACGAGUGCAAUAUGUUUCCUGCGUCACUGGUCAGCGACGCUCUCAUUCCUACUUCCUCAUCAGACGGCCCUACAGAAGUUGUAUAUGCUGGAGAUUAUCCAGGUUAUAAAUUAUUUCUUUAGCCACUACCGUCGAGAUCGACCGCUCUUCAAGAGCGGGAUAAUCAUAGUGACGGUUACACUUUGUACUAUAAAUCAGUUUGCCUGUUGGUGGGGAGUCUUGAUGAUAACGCUCCUAACUAACUUUUACUCACCAAUGCCCUGCAGUGUUAGGACUUGCAAACUCUAUGAAUCAUAUAAUAAUGACACUGACGACCGUUUCAAGACGACUCUGAAAGCUAUGCAUUCGAUCAAUGUUGGGUGCGUCAGGAUCCCAGAUACCUCCUCGCAUUCGGCAGCUUCUGGUGUUCCUCCUCCAAAGCAAGCUAUGCCGAUACUUCGGAGGCGUAUAUCUGCACAACUCUGACAUGUGUUAAAACUGGUCAAUUAGAUUGGGCCAUCUAAACACCUUGUCGUUUUGUUCCUGG
Guyanagaster necrorhizus is the source of this 543-nucleotide messenger RNA. RefSeq lists its product as uncharacterized. NCBI's taxonomy places the organism in Eukaryota, Fungi, Basidiomycota, Agaricomycetes, Agaricales, Physalacriaceae. The coding region runs from base 102 to 482 and encodes 126 amino acids. The transcript is spliced from 2 exons. The record is from RefSeq and is a predicted model, not a curated record.